Molecule: messenger RNA, 666 nt
Organism: Mesitornis unicolor (brown roatelo)
Lineage: Eukaryota; Metazoa; Chordata; Aves; Mesitornithiformes; Mesitornithidae
Product: protein RFT1 homolog
Exons: 4
Biological process (GO): dolichol-linked oligosaccharide biosynthetic process; glycolipid translocation
Cellular component (GO): endoplasmic reticulum membrane
Source: RefSeq, a predicted model, not a curated record
GAUGAUGUUGCUAUGGCUGCAAAUGUGUUAGAACUGCUGUUGAAACUUGUGCUUCUGAUUGGCCUUACCAUCACGGUUUUUGGCUAUGCCUAUUCUCAGCUGGCUCUGGAUAUUUAUGGAGGCUCAAUGCUCAGUUCUGGAACAGGUCCAGAUCUCCUCCGAUGUUACUCUUUAUAUGUCCUAUUCCUUGCUAUCAAUGGAGUAACAGAAUGUUUUACGUUUGCUUUGAUGUGCAAAGAAGAGGUAGACAGGUACAAUUUUGUUAUGCUGGCCUUGUCCUUCACAUUCCUGUGCAUUUCUUAUUUCUUGACCCACUGGUAUGGCAGUAUAGGCUUUAUCCUUGCCAACUGCUUUAACAUGGGCAUUCGAAUAGUUCACAGCAUCCACUACAUCUAUGAUUACUUCAAAGAAAGCACUUACCGACCUUUGGCAGGCUUGCUGCCCUCACCAUUUUUGGUGCUCGUUUAUAUCAUAAGUGGAGUAAUCACUGGUUUCUCAGAGGUAUUCUUCUGCUGUGAUAAGGGUUGGAUGGCAAGGCUGAUUCACAUCAGCGUGGGGGCUUUGUGCUUUGCAGCAACUGUCGCCACAAUGUUCUGCACAGAGACCAAGCUGAUCCACUUUGUCAGAAGGCAGUUCCUUUCCUGGUACAUGAAGAAAGGAACAUGA